Molecule: messenger RNA, 1681 nt
Organism: Nipponia nippon (crested ibis)
Lineage: Eukaryota; Metazoa; Chordata; Aves; Pelecaniformes; Threskiornithidae
Source: RefSeq, a predicted model, not a curated record
AUACAUGUAUUUUAUGUUUUGUUUCAGGAAUGCAGUAAAAAACAGAAAAAUGAUGAUACGCAAAGUACAUCUGUUGAUGCAUUGAGUUCAAAUGAUGGUCUUGAAGAGAAAAAUGAGUUUCAUACAUUGGCUAAUGCUAAAAUACUCCUUAGCGACUGCCUAGCUUGUGACAACUGCAUGACAUCAGAAGAAGGAGCCAGAGUUUUCCAACAGAAUCAGAAGGAGCUCUUUCGGAUUCUUAACCUCAAUAAGAAAUGUGAUACCUCAAAACACAAAGUGUUGGCAGUGUCUAUAUGCCCUCAGUCAUUGCCUUAUUUUGCUGCUAAAUUCAGUCUCUCUGUGAAUGAUGCAGCCAAGAGACUCUGUGGUUUCCUCAAAAGUCUUGGGGUACAUUAUGUAUUUGACACCACUAUAGCUGCUGAUUUCAGUAUCUUGGAGAGCCAGAGGGAAUUUGUGCAGCGGUAUCAGCGGAGGAACCAGGAGGAGCAUGCCUUACCAAUGUUUGCCUCUGCUUGCCCUGGUUGGAUCCGGUAUGCUGAAAGGGUACUUACCAAUCUUGUGACCUCUCACAUUUGCACUGCAAAGUCUCCACAGCAGAUCAUGGGCUCCCUGGUGAAGGGCUACUUUGCCAGGCAGCAGAACUUGUCUCCUGAUAAAAUUUUCCAUGUAAUUGUGGCACCUUGUUAUGACAAAAAACUGGAAGCCUUGCGGGAAGAUUUCUACACUGCCUUGUAUAAUUCACAAGAAGUUGAUUGUGUUCUGACAUCAGGUGAAAUUGUCCAAAUAAUGGAACAGAAAAAUGUGUCUAUGAAAGAUGUGACUGAAGUAGCUGUAGAUAGUUUGUUUGAUGAAAUAAAGGAGGGAGAUGUAGUAAGGCAUGAUGGGAAGAGAUCUGAUGGGUACCUGGAGCACAUUUUUAAACAUGCUGCAAAGGAGCUUUUUGGCAUGGAUGUCAAGGAAAUCACCUACAAAGCAUUAAAGAACAAGGACUUUCAAGAAGUUACCCUUGAAAAGGAUGGUGAGACAGUGCUGCGUUUUGCAGCAGCCUAUGGCUUUAGAAAUAUCCAAAACAUGGUUCUGAAGUUGAAAAAAGGAAAGUUUUUAUACCAUUUUGUGGAAGUCCUUGCCUGCCCAGGAGGGUGCCUAAAUGGAAAAGGUCAGGCACAAACUGAAGAUGGAAAACCAGAUAAAGCACUGCUUAACCAGAUGGAAGAAGUGUAUGCUGCAAUACCUGUUAGACUCCCAGAAACCAACAUGCACGUACAAAAGAUGUACCAGGACUGGCUGGAAGGCAUGGACUCUAAGAAGGUCCAGGAAACUUUGCACACCAAAUACAGUGCAGUAAAUCAAACAGCAAGCAAUUUGGAUAUCAAAUGGUAAUAAAUCAAACUUGCAAAAGAUUUGCUUAGGUUAGUUACAGAUUCAGCACUGGAAACAUUCUAUGCAAUCGCAGAUGCUAUGCACUAGCUGAGCGUAUGAAUGAGACGCUUCCUAAUUGUGGAUUAUUGUUUGAGAAGAACCAUUGCUUUUUAAAAACAGGAGGAGAAGUCUCCGAAAGCCCUGGUUCCUGCCAUUGUCAUUUAACUUUUACUGCGUGUAAUCUCCUGCGUAUAAUGGAUUUCUUUAUUCAAAAACGUGAUCUUGCAAGGUACAUAAGCACUUUCUGCCGGGGCAGGGAGUG